Molecule: messenger RNA, 787 nt
Organism: Toxorhynchites rutilus septentrionalis
Lineage: Eukaryota; Metazoa; Arthropoda; Insecta; Diptera; Culicidae
Gene: Trs23
Product: trafficking protein particle complex subunit 4
Exons: 2
Coding region: 110-763 (217 amino acids)
Biological process (GO): endoplasmic reticulum to Golgi vesicle-mediated transport
Cellular component (GO): TRAPP complex
Source: RefSeq, a predicted model, not a curated record
GAAGAGACCACCGCAAACGUCAAAUUUGUUUUGAUUUGGUUCGAGUUCACAGAAUCCCAAUAUUGAUCUCAUACGAAAAAUAGAAGAUUAUUAUAAUCUAGAUUAAGCGAUGGUAAUUUACGGUGUCUAUAUCGUAAGCAAGUCAGGAGGGCUGAUAUUUAAUCUAGAUCAUAAUGUGCCGAAAAUUGAAACUGAGAGGACGUUCAAAUACCCCUUGGGGAUCAGUCUGGAUUACGAACCGAAAAAAGUUUCGGUAGCCUUUGGGCAGAAGGAUGGCAUUAAUGUUGGCCACCUGCUGAUCAGUGUGAACGGUAUUCUGGCGAAUGGCUCCACUUUGGAGGACGGACGAGACAUCAAAGAGCUGAUCGAAAACAAAGACAACUAUCCACUAACGCUCAAAUUCAGUCGACCCAAGAUGACGACCAAUGAGAAGAUUUUUCUGGCCAGUAUGUUCUACCCACUGUUUGCCAUCGCGAGCCAACUGAGUCCGGAACCCAAGAGCAGCGGCAUAGAGGUGCUGGAAGCUGAUACAUUCCGAUUGCACUGUUUCCAAACACUGACCGGCGUUAAAUUCAUGGUCGUAGCAGAGAAUAACCAAUUAGCAAUGGAUAUUCUGCUGAGGCGCAUUUAUGAGCUGUACGCGGAUUAUGUGCUAAAAAAUCCAUUUUACUCUCUAGAAAUGCCCAUCAGAUGUGAGUUAUUUGAUACAAAUCUUCAAUUAUUGCUUGAACAAGUUGAGAAAAAUGGUAUUGUGAGUAUUUAAAUAAAACAAAAAAGUAAAAACGUU